Gorilla gorilla gorilla (western lowland gorilla) is the source of this 5219-nucleotide messenger RNA. RefSeq names its product potassium voltage-gated channel subfamily A member 6 (gene KCNA6). Lineage: Eukaryota; Metazoa; Chordata; Mammalia; Primates; Hominidae. Gene Ontology annotation, molecular function: delayed rectifier potassium channel activity; protein binding. Gene Ontology annotation, cellular component: voltage-gated potassium channel complex; membrane. The record is from RefSeq and is a predicted model, not a curated record. The transcript is spliced from 3 exons. Gene Ontology annotation, biological process: potassium ion transmembrane transport; protein homooligomerization; action potential. The coding region runs from base 4 to 1593 and encodes 529 amino acids.
GGCAUGAGAUCGGAGAAAUCCCUUACGCUGGCGGCGCCGGGGGAGGUCCGUGGGCCGGAGGGGGAGCAACAGGAUGCGGGAGACUUCCCGGAGGCCGGCGGGGGCGGGGGCUGCUGUAGUAGCGAGCGGCUGGUGAUCAAUAUCUCCGGGCUGCGCUUUGAGACACAAUUGCGCACCCUGUCGCUGUUUCCGGACACGCUGCUCGGAGACCCUGGCCGGCGAGUCCGCUUCUUCGACCCCCUGAGGAACGAGUACUUCUUCGACCGCAACCGGCCCAGCUUCGACGCCAUCCUCUACUACUACCAGUCUGGGGGCCGCCUGCGGAGGCCAGUCAACGUGCCCCUGGACAUUUUCCUGGAGGAGAUCCGCUUCUACCAGCUGGGGGACGAGGCCCUGGCGGCCUUCCGGGAGGACGAGGGCUGCCUGCCCGAAGGUGGCGAGGACGAGAAGCCGCUGCCCUCCCAGCCCUUCCAGCGCCAGGUGUGGCUGCUCUUCGAGUACCCAGAGAGCUCUGGGCCGGCCAGGGGCAUCGCCAUCGUCUCCGUGUUGGUCAUUCUCAUCUCCAUAGUCAUCUUUUGCUUGGAGACCUUACCCCAGUUCCGUGUAGAUGGUCGAGGUGGAAACAAUGGUGGUGUGAGUCGAGUCUCCCCAGUUUCCAGGGGGAGUCAGGAGGAAGAGGAGGAUGAAGACGAUUCCUACACAUUUCAUCAUGGCAUCACCCCUGGGGAAAUGGGGACCGGGGGCUCCUCCUCACUCAGUACUCUUGGGGGCUCCUUCUUUACAGACCCCUUCUUUCUGGUGGAGACGCUGUGCAUUGUCUGGUUCACUUUUGAGCUCCUGGUGCGCUUCUCCGCCUGCCCUAGCAAGCCGGCCUUCUUCCGGAACAUCAUGAACAUCAUUGACUUGGUGGCUAUCUUCCCCUACUUCAUCACCCUGGGCACUGAGCUGGUGCAGCAGCAGGAGCAGCAACCAGCCAGUGGAGGAGGCGGCCAGAAUGGGCAGCAGGCCAUGUCCCUGGCCAUCCUCCGAGUCAUCCGCCUGGUCCGGGUGUUCCGCAUCUUCAAGCUCUCCCGCCACUCCAAGGGGCUGCAGAUCCUGGGCAAGACCUUGCAGGCCUCCAUGAGGGAGCUGGGGCUGCUCAUCUUCUUCCUCUUCAUCGGGGUCAUCCUCUUCUCCAGUGCCGUCUACUUCGCAGAGGCUGACGAUGACGAUUCGCUUUUUCCCAGCAUCCCGGAUGCCUUCUGGUGGGCAGUGGUUACAAUGACCACGGUAGGUUACGGGGACAUGUACCCCAUGACUGUGGGGGGCAAGAUCGUGGGCUCGCUGUGUGCCAUCGCUGGGGUCCUCACCAUUGCCCUGCCUGUGCCCGUCAUCGUCUCCAACUUCAACUACUUCUACCACCGGGAGACGGAGCAGGAGGAGCAAGGCCAGUAUACCCACGUCACUUGUGGGCAGCCUGCGCCGGACCUGAGGGCAACUGACAACGGACUUGGCAAGCCUGACUUCCCCGAGGCUAACCGGGAACGGAGACCCAGCUACCUUCCUACACCACAUCGGGCCUAUGCAGAGAAAAGAAUGCUCACGGAGGUCUGACCCAUGCAGGCAGGGCCUGCAGGAGGGGAGCACUGAGCUAACAGUCUCUUAGGCUUCCUUCUCAUUUCCACUACUCACUCUAGCUUCAGUUGACUUCUUGACUCUCUCCCCUACACCCACUACCUGGCAUCCAGGACCAAAUACCUGGACUAUCAACCUUGUUGCUUAAUCCCUGCAGCAUUCAAGGUUAAUCCAUCUAAGUGACAUUUUUGAAAUUCCAGCGGUGCCACCCAAUCAUGCCCAGCUUCUGUCAUAUGGAUGAGAUAUACAUUUAUGUCUGACCUUCCCUCAAGACUGAUUUUUCAUGUCUGGGACUUACAAUAUCUCAAGGAACAGCAAUGUCAACAGGAUGGAAACCAGCCCUAUCUGAGUCUUCGCUCCCUCCUUAGUGUUCUUUGCUUUGGGUCAUGUGCGUUUCCUAGCUUCAGGCCACUUGGUAACUGGAAGAAGCUGGAGGACAGAAGCAGUACUCAACUUGCUGUUAUUCCAGUGCCCUGUAACACCCACUGGUCCUCCUGCAGAUGACCCUUGGUAGAAUCUUUAUUUGCAUAGCCUCAAAAUAGGUUAUUCGUUUCUAAACUUGGAUGGAAUUAGAGAAUACAAUCAAACUUUACCACUUGGAGGACACGGGGGUUAGUCCAGGACCAAAGAGGCCAAUGGAUUUUUCAAAGUGUGCCCCAGCACAAGAGGCACUGGUGUUUGGUCUACAUUUAGUUCUCCCCACUCUGAUCCCCUGACUCUCCAGCUUCCAGGAAGGUUCCUUCUCAGAGCCAAAUACUCUUUGUGCAAGUGCCUUCCUGAGCAGAAGAACUGGAGAAAGGGAACCACAGAGCCAGGAGGAAUGUCUGAGCAGAGUCAAGCAACUGGCUUGACCACAGUCUGAAGCAAGGUGCCACUUAAACAGAUACUGUUUUCUCAAAGGGGCAGAGGAAUCGUGUUGCAGAUGGCAGCCUUUUCUCCUUCAUUUUCCCCAAAUUUUCUCUAGCCCUCUACCUUGCUUCCUGGGAAUUUGAUUUAGGAUUGCUGUUGAAGGCUUCCUCAAGCAAACUCCAGCUUAAAGCCCUAGACAGGUAAAAGCACACAUUGGAUGGCAGCAUGGGUUUCUUCCCAUUUUAUGGGCAUGAAAUAUGUGGUUUAGAAUAAGGAACAAGCAUUAUUCCUUUGCCAACAGCCUCACUCUAAGAGGCUUUUUUGCUGAGUCAAGCAAACACUUGCCUGCUCUGCCCCUUGGAGCUGCAUUUGACCUGCUCUCACUGGUAAGGUGACUUGGUGGCGUUCCCACUUGAUUUAGCCAUUUUCUUCCAUUGUGAGACCACUGCCGUCUAUCCACCUGCCCACCUCCCCUUUUGUUUCUCAGUAACAUUGCCAUUUGUUUUUUGCCUUUGAUAAACUGUGAUGUACUGUUCUGAGAUCUUUUGGGUGCAGUUCUGAAACUGAAAGGACUGUUAACAUGUUUUUAAUUUUAUAUCUAUGCUUUCAGACUCUUUGAUGAUAAUUUUUUUUAAAAAAAUUAUUCUCUCGAAGAGCAACUUACAAGAGGACAGCCUUAUGAGGGUUUGCUUGAGAGGCAGUGUGGCUUCUGUGACUGCCAGCUCUAAAUCUCGAUCUUGCCAUAACUUUACAGGGUAACUUGGGUCCACAGUCACGCUUUGUGCCUCAGUUUACCCACCCAUUAAAUGGGAACAUUACUGUCUUCCCCUCCCUACCUCAUGGGGAAUGUCUGGGAAGCUGGGGACAUUGCUAUGCAAACGUGUGAAUCUUAGUCAUGGAUUUGAUUUUUAGUUCUCCCCACACCCCCAUAGGCAAGGCCUUCCCCCAGAGUUCCUGCUUUGGAUCCAAAGCCUGAGAAUAGGCCAUUAUGGACCAUUGGCUCCCUAAAUCCCUCCUUGGCCUCUUGGACUGAGCCCCUCAGCCUUUCUUCUUACCCUUCAGAAAGGAGGGUUCUCUUUAGAUAUGUUCAGGGGGAUCCUUCCAUGGCUGGAGGUCACCUUGACUGGGAGCUUGGCUUCUCCAAACCUGAAACACAGUAGAAGAUAGAGAUGUUUAUGAUGCAAAAACCUGCUCUGAGGUCAGAAAGUGCUAGUUUUCCAAAUCUCUCCCAUUGCUGCUGGCUAUUUGGGGAAAGAAGAGAAAAGCCCAUUCCAGAGGCAGAAGGGAAGCUCCCAGCCGAGGGUAAAAGUUGAGACCUGUAUGCAUGUAUCUCUGUAUAUGUGUAUGUAAUCACCCUCAUCACCAUCCCUGAGAAAACAUUUCCUUUUCAAGUCAGAGCACGCCUGAAAGGGUUUGUGGAGAGCCCAGCUCACCAGGGACUCUGGUUGCCGUAGCAGCCUUCCAGACUGUUCUCUCUAUCUUCUGCUUUGGGCAUCAAGGGAGACCAGGGGACUACAUCUUCCCAGCUUUUCAAAUGGGAGCACCUCCCACAUCGUGGCUUAGGGGCUGGGAGUGCCAGGGCACGGAUGUGGGACUUUUGGAAAAUGUGGAGGAAGCAGGGCCUCAAAGCUUCCUGUCUGGACUUUUCUUCCUAGUUUCCCCACCCAGUCAUUGAAGCUGCCUCAUCUUACUCCUGAUUCUUCAGAAAUUUGAAUGUUAAGCAACCAGUUAAACCAUCGUCAGUAUUAAUUUUUUCAAGCUGUCAAGGGGAGCCCUUAGAGGGGACAACUUCUCCUUGGAGUGGUGGCCAAGCUGGGCCUCACCAGGUGUGAUCAUAGUCUUAGAUAUCAUGGAGUUCCCAUCUCUGCAGAGGCAGGCUCUUCCCAGCUCCACAAGAGGCGGAGAAUUGCAACUUCUUCCUCUCCGGGAACAGCCUAUCUAGCUCCUGGGAGGAAUCUCAAAGAUCUUUCUUCUUAAGACAUCGAAGAAAAACUGAGAGGCUGUAGCUCGACCUAGUUUCUGUGAAGAAUUUUGUCAAGUGAUCCCUCUCUGACCCUGAGCCUCUUUAUUUGGAUUUUGUGCCUUGAGCACCAAGAGAAUAUGCACUCUGGGUUGCCUGGACAGCUGGGGUGGUGAUUCACAGGAAGGGUCCAAGCCAUCACUACACCUGACUCAAGCCGGAAAGAGCUCCCAGAGGACUUCCUGGAACUGCCAGCCUCAGCCUGAGAUGCGGGAUAUUCGUCCCCAAGGAGCGAGGAGGGACAGCUCGCCUUCUUUGCAGCAAGACCAACCCUUCCUCUUCCUCCUUCUCCUCAGCCUACUCGGUGUGAAGACAAUGAGGAUGGAGACCUUUACGAUGAUACACUUCCACUUAAUAACCAGAAAAAUGCUGGCAGGUGGUGCAAGCAGGGACAUCUACGCAUAGAAUUCUGACAGCAGCUGGACCCUCAACCUCUUCAGAAGACGAGACCCCUGCCUGGCACCGCUGGCAGGCAUCUGGCCUGACACUGCUCUGGAGGCCUCCCACAAGCAGCAACCAAGCCAGAAAAAGCUGAGACCAGACCCGCUGUCCCUAAAGAUGGGGCCCAGAAUGUCGGGGUGAAGCUGUAGGAACAGGGUGAAAGCUGGUGGUGUGAGCAAAGAGACCAGCUAUGGGGUGGUCAGGGGAUUCCGGGAGGUGCAUGGUUAUGUUACAGACCCCCCCAGGACAAGGGUGGCUGUGGAAGAAUGGCAAAUAAACACAAGGCAAAGUCUCA